AUGGCGACUGAUGAAUCCGACUAUGCUUUGGGCUGGGGCCAAGACGGCCAGGACCUGCUGCUGAUGAAGACUGUCGCAACGGCCCUUACGGGCUUUUGCAAAACAACGAAUAUUCGCGCCACGCCGGCAUGUUUGAUACCGGCAGGAUCUUCGACCCCAAUCAAGUUCUGCUCCAGUGGGUGGCGUCCCCAGAAUGAGCCAUACAACAUUCUCGACAACGGAAAGUGGACGGAGCUGAACGCCUCGCUUCCAGCCGCAACGGGUGAUGGCUUCGUUAUUGACAACUCUCAGCUGGGGCUGUUCUUUCUCACACAGCAGAUCCGCCAUGCCAAAAUCCCGCUCAACGAUGCUCUCCAAGGCCGUCUGCUUCAGGAAAACCUGCCGCUGUGUCGCCGACGGGCCAAAAUCGUGCUGGGCCACAAGCCCUGCAAGAACUGCCUUGAUUUCCUAAAACUCAUUUGCCGCCGCACGGGCAUCGAUGUCCGUACCGAGUCUUGUGCCGUUUUUGACCGACAUGUCAAGCUCUGUGGCUUUUACGAAAUCCAGCCCAAGCAGCAGGAUUCCGGCCCUCAGGCCAAGGAACUUGACUCGAGCAAGAACAUCGAUAGCAGCGACAACGAAAGUCAGGACGACGAACAAACUGCACAGAAGCAUACCCAAAACGGAUGGGAGUCGUGCACUAGAGAGUCCUCUCUCGAAGAAGAGCCAGUCUUCUUCAGCUCGCAACGCCGUGGCCGGCCGGCUGUAUCAAUACAUUCUGACUCCGGCGAGGAGGAUAGCGAGUCUGUCAAGGAGCUCAGCCCUGGCAAUGUCAACGACGAACCCGAGCUUCCGCUUCCCGCACUGCAGUACAGACUGGGCCGGAUGUCGGUGUUCAGCACUCCAUCGCCGUCCCUUCCGGAAAGCUCUUUUCCAGGGUCGUCACCUGUACCUCGGCGCCUCCGGUUCACACCCGUUUCGGCAUCCCCGCCACGGUUCGGCGGCACUGGCGCACCACCAGCCCACUGGGGCCCAUGCGGCAAGCCUCCGCCGACGCCAUGCUUUGUGGCACCUGCAUCUGCCGAGAAAAACAGCACCAUAAGCGAGACUGUCGUGGAGCCGUCACUUUCAAACAGCUCGGUGAUGCCCAGCAUGGCCCCACAGGUAUCGUACUUUUUUGCGUCAGCCAGCCCAGAGCCAGCCGCUGGCCAGGCAGAGCCGCCGUCGUCGUCAGGGACAGAAGCUCAAAUGGGCACGGCUCAACAGCCUGUGGAGCUUCUGGAAGUGCCGGAGACUCCACUCCUGGCAGAGCGCAGGCCGCCACCCUCCUUUCAGUCCAGAUUGCGGGAGAACAUGCCGCCUCCUCAGUAUCCUGCUCGACCGACACAGCGGCUGAUGCAACCCCCACCACGGCCUGUCACACCUGUGCGAAACGAGUCCGCCGAUGUGGAAUUUGUGCUUUCCAUGUCGAUAGGGAGCUCGCCGGAUACCAGCGGACGGGCAGGCACUGCUUCUCGGCCAUAUGCCGACCAGACACAAUGGCAGUCGACACGGGCGCCGAGUGGCUCAGCAGCUCAGCGGCCGCUAGGCGUGACUCCUGUCCGCGAGCCCUCUGUUCGCCUCGACCAUCCUGGUGCCUAUACAGGUGCCCGUGUAGGUAUUCGUCGAGAAGCUCUUCAGCGUGCCCGUCUCCGCACCAACCUGUCGGCGUCCACGCCUGCCAUUGAUUUGACAGCACAGCCGUCGUCGUCAUCGGCUGUCUUUGUUCGCCGGCCUCACCCCAUGCCUGCUGUCACGUUCAACAUGGGCCGACGGCUGAGCGAGCGCGUCGCCAGCCCACCGCAACAGCGCAAUCAGCAAUGGCACCGGCGGAUGCUCGGCGGGAAAUCCCGCACAGCAGCGACAUCACGCCCGCAGCGACAGCUCCCGUCGUUCCCGGAUCUCCAGGCAUACCGUUUCGAGGUGUGA
This is a messenger RNA of Grosmannia clavigera kw1407, 1947 nucleotides long. RefSeq lists its product as uncharacterized. The coding region runs from base 1 to 1947 and encodes 648 amino acids. The transcript is spliced from 3 exons. The record is from RefSeq and is a predicted model, not a curated record. Lineage: Eukaryota; Fungi; Ascomycota; Sordariomycetes; Ophiostomatales; Ophiostomataceae.